Messenger RNA from Centropristis striata (black sea bass), 484 nucleotides. RefSeq names its product probable E3 ubiquitin-protein ligase HERC3. The transcript is spliced from 4 exons. Lineage: Eukaryota; Metazoa; Chordata; Actinopteri; Perciformes; Serranidae. The record is from RefSeq and is a predicted model, not a curated record. The coding region runs from base 32 to 484 and encodes 150 amino acids.
ACAUACACCAACUCCUGUUCAUAACCUGAACAUGAAGAAAACCAUUCACAUUUCCUGUGGAAAGGACCACACUGCUGUUUUAACAAAGGAUGGAGCAGUGUUUACAUUUGGCUCUGGUCAGUAUGGACAGCUUGGCCACAACUCAUUCAGCAACGAGCCACGACCUCGGCUUGUUGCAGAGCUCUGGGGGUCAAAGGUCACCAAGUUUGCAUGUGGACGAAAUCACACGCUGGUGAUGACAGACUCAAAGAGGCUCUACUCCUUUGGAUGUGGAGAGCAGGGCCAGCUGGGACAUGGAGAGGAGACUCAUCCCUCUGUGCCGCUACCUGUUCACCUGCCACAAGGUCACAUUCAACAUAUAUCAACUGAUUCAAAAUACAAUAUCAGCUGGGACGGUGCAGAGGUUGACCUUGAUCCCCAGAAUCCUGAGAAGCCAGUGAGGGAUCAGAAUAAGUACGACUCAGAGUCUGUCUGUGACCUGUAG